UGCAAACCUUUGUCAGAAUGGUAGUGCAUAUUUUCAACAAUAUGACUGAGUCUUAGGUUACUCUUAUCUUAUUUUUUGUUUUACCGAAGAAAAAGAUUAUUCUUUUUUUUCCGUGAAAUUGUAUUUUUUUUUUUAUAUCUUUACCCCCUAAUCAUUUAUACCAUCAUGGUUUUGCUCGGAGGGGAUUCCCCGUGCUAGCCUGUUGCGCAGUACGAAAUUCACAUUUGCACAAUUGGUAGCGAGAUGUUGCAGAAUUUUGCUUGGAUUGAACGAGACUUUUGACCAUAUAAGGAGGCACAGAUACAUGAGGCGACAUGCUGAAUGAAAUGCAAGAGGCACUGUUGGCUGCCCAGCUUGAGACUGAGACCAUCAACAGUUUGGAUCUGUACCUUGGAGACGACGAAAGCGCCCUCUACCGUCUACUGCACAUCAGCAGAUGCCGCAAAAAACUGUGUAAGGAGUGCAAGGAAGUUACGAGAUUGGUGUGUCAGCACAGCACCAAGCAUCUGAGUCCUCGCUACGAUUGCGACAUUCCGUUCUGUGGACAACUACUCGCGCUCAUGAAGGACACACCUGUACUUACACCGGGGCCAUGUUUGUUUACUGUUCAGUACAUCCGCGAAAACAUGGCUCGCAUCAUUGAUAAUAUUGACUAAAGGGCAAAAGAAAAGACUGGGGGAUUCCUUCUGUCAAAGUCAAAGUCCUUCCCGCACCCGAUGGCGCAUAGGGCGGCGCCCAUCACCUCCGUUUCUGUAGUCCUGGGCCGCACAACUGUGUGCAAUCUCUACAGCAGGAUACUGGUAGUGGUGUGCGUUUAACUUCCAUACUCUCUCUCGAAUGCUGAGUGCCAAGCAGAGAAAGCAGCAUGUACCAUUUUUAAAGUCUUUCCGGGUAUGACUCGGCCGAGGAUCUGACUCACGACCUUCUCACUCGGCCAUUGCAUCGGUCUUAUAUAUUCUUUUUGUAUUGAAUUCACUGGGGUGUCCCUGUAGUAGCCUCACAGUUGAGCUCAUGUUGGUUCUAAUUAGUUGGUAACUGGAAUACACAGGUUCAAUCCUGGGCAGGGCCUCUCGGUUGGGGCUACAUCUGUCUUUCGGAAGGGAUGUAAACAUAUCGGUCCCGUGUUUGAGGUUGUGCCUCGAACAUGUUUAAGGUGAAGGGAUAGUAACCCCUCCCUGUAAAAUAUACCCUGCUACUGAAACAAGGAAACUUGCUGUUCUUUAUAUGACUCAAUGGCCUGACUGAACAGCAAGGGAAUACUAUAGAUUCAGCAAGAAAAAAUUACGAUAUGUUUUACAAUUUGUAGUCUUGUGAUAUUGAUAAUAUCACUAUUUGUAAGAAUCAAUAUAGCAAUAUAGCAAUAUAGUAUCAACAUACUGUAGGUUUUUGACAAAUCUUAUUCAUAACGAGUUUAUAUUAACUAAACGAGUUUACAUUAACUAAAUGAAGUUUGAAUGAUAAUUUAUAUGAUAUUUUGUACGUACAGUACUUAUUUAGUGGAUAUGUCAUUCUCCUACGCAAAGGGACCAACGUUGUUACACUCCUGAAUAAUGGAGUUUCUACGACACAGAUUCAUCUCUGCUGUAGGAGAAUGUGGAUAUGAUGCUUAAAACUGCAUGAAUGGACACUGUCAUCGAGAAGUAACCAUGCAGUGUAUUUGUAAACAUAGCUGUAUCACACAUUUAGAGACUUAUCUUUACGUUGUUUUGUACACAAAUGUUCACUUUCGGAACAUGUAUAUCCAAAAACAAAACUAGGAGUAUGCAGUGUGAUGUAAUACAGUCUUUAGAUAAAUGGACCGUGUCUUUAAUGUUUAAAAAAAACGGCAUUGUUUCUUUCUUCCAGUGCAUUGUACAUAAUCAAUAAGCACAUUUCUUGAUAUUGAUAACUAGGUUUGAUGAUUAAAUCAUAAUUUUAUUUGAAAA
Molecule: messenger RNA, 1925 nt
Organism: Branchiostoma floridae (Florida lancelet)
Lineage: Eukaryota; Metazoa; Chordata; Leptocardii; Amphioxiformes; Branchiostomatidae
Exons: 2
Coding region: 315-656 (113 amino acids)
Source: RefSeq, a predicted model, not a curated record